CGCCGAGUACCCUCUUUGCCGACACGUUUCCUUGUUUGUGCGUCUGCUCCCAAUGAAAAGAAUGGAGGAAGGAGGAAAAAAAUAACAAGUAGCUCCCAUCGCCUUCUCCCACGCCAACACGCCAAGGGACAAGCGGGGAGAACGUUGAAAAAGGUCCCCUUUUAGUCUCCUUAGACGGUUAGCUUAUCACGCGGCUGGCUAGCCGUUCGCUCCGCAGCUAGCCGGCUCGCCUCGGCAUCCGUGUCCGCUCAGAGCGCCGCCGCGGUCGGACUCCGAGGGCAGCCGACCCCGCCGCCGCCCGCGACGACCGAGAAGCUCGGAUAUGGAAUGGUGCAUGCCGCCGGGCCAAGUGUGCUGCCAUUGAAUACAAGCGGAAUCAUGGACACGCAUCCACUGUGCACGCGGCUUUGUCCGCACGCUCUGGACAAAGAGGACGGCGGCGCCGAGAGACAGGGGGCGCUCACGCUCAACCCUCGACACAUGAGGAAGGCCUUCAAAGUCAUGAACGAGUUGCGCAGCCAAAACCUGUUGUGCGACGUGACCAUCGUGGCAGAGGACGUGGAGAUUGCCGCUCACCGCGUGGUGCUGGCCGCCGGGAGCCCGUAUUUUCACGCCAUGUUCACAGGCGAGAUGGCGGAGAGUCGGGCCAAGCGCGUGAGGAUCAAGGAGAUGGACGGCUGGACGCUGGGACUCUUGGUGGAUUACAUCUACACGGCCGAGAUUCAAGUCACGGAAGAUAACGUGCAGGCGGUGCUCCCGGCGGCGGGUUUGCUACAACUGAACGAGGUGAGGAAGGCGUGCUGCGACUUCUUGAGCUCCCAGCUGCACCCGUCCAACUGUCUGGGCAUCCGAGCAUUCGCCGACCUGCACGCCUGCUCGCAACUGCUCACGCAGGCCAACUGCUAUGCAGAACAACAUUUCACAGAAGUGGUAGGCAGCGAGGAGUUCCUCAAUCUGGGCAUGGAGCAGGUUUCCAGCCUCAUCGCCAGCGACAAACUCACCAUUCCCACUGAGGAGAAGGUCUUUGAGUCUGUUGUGGCGUGGGUCAAUCACGACAAAGACGUGCGCCAGGAGCACCUGGCCCACCUCAUGGAGCACGUGCGCCUGCCUCUUCUCACCCGGGAAUAUCUGGUGCAGCGCGUGGAGGAGGAGUCCCUGAUCAAAAACAGCAGCGCCUGUAAGGAUUACUUGAUCGAGGCCAUGAAGUACCAUCUGCUGCCGGCCGAGCAGCGGGCGCUCAUCAAGACGGCGCGCACUCGUGCGCGCACCCCCGCCCGCUGCCCCAAGGUGAUGGUGGUGGUGGGCGGCCAAGCGCCCAAGGCCAUCCGCAGCGUGGAGUGUUACGACUUCGAGGAACGGCGCUGGUACCAGGUGGCCGAGUUGCCCACGCGCAGGUGCAGAGCGGGUGUGGUGUCGGUGGGGACGUGCGUGUACGCGGUGGGGGGUUUCAACGGUUCCCUGCGCGUGCGGACGGUGGACUCGUACGACCCGGCUGCUGACCGCUGGAGCGGCGCGGCCAGCAUGCAGGACCGCCGAUCCACGCUGGGGGCCGCCGUGCUCAACGGACUCCUCUACGCCGUCGGCGGCUUCGACGGCAGCACCGGCCUAUCCACAGUGGAGGCGUACAACGCCAAGACGGACGAGUGGUUCCACGUCUUGCCCAUGAGCACGCGACGGAGCAGCGUGGGAGUUGGGGUGCUUAAUGGGAUGUUGUACGCGGUGGGCGGUUACGACGGCGCCACUCGCCAAUGCCUGAGCACGGUGGAGGCCUACGACCCCAAAAGCAACACGUGGAGCUACAUCGCCGAGAUGGGCACGCGACGCAGCGGCGCCGGCGUGGGCGUGCUGAAAGGGCGGCUGUACGCCGCCGGAGGGCACGACGGGCCCUUGGUGCGCAAGAGCUGCGAAGUCUACGACCCGGCCUCCGACAGCUGGCGCCAGGUGGCCGACAUGAACGUGUGUCGCCGCAACGCCGGUGUGUGCGCCGUGGACAACCUGCUCUACGUGGUGGGCGGCGACGACGGCAGCUGCAACCUGGCCUCGGUGGAGUUCUACAACCCCACCUCCGACAAGUGGACGCUGCUGCCGAGCUGCAUGAGCACGGGACGCAGUUACGCAGGCGUGACCGUGAUCGACAAGCCCUUAUGACCAUCCGCCGGCGCCGCCGAUUAGAAGCUGAACUUGCCGAAGAACCGGGCGAGACCCGUCGCCGGUCCGGACGCGACGUUCGUACACCGAAAGGAUGUCGGUGAGCGCCGGGAUUUUUUUAGCGGUGGACGCUCGAGAAGCCGCCUGAGAGGCGCUAGCAAGCGCCGAGCACUAACGUUUACGAGAGGAAAGCGGGACCUCGGAUAGCUUCUCGUCGAUCGUGCGCUCUUUUUGCGUGGACUGCUACAGGAGUGGUGUUAAACGGGCGGCCCGGGGACCAGUUUCGGCCCGCCGAAGUCCAUUGCGUGCAUCCGCUUCAUUUUCGCAAAAAAUAUAAUUGAUGCUAAGUUUCCGCAGUCUCAGAAGAGGAGAAUGAAUAAUUUUUUUUCCCCCACCCAGUUUUUAAUGAAAUAAAUAUAAAAAAAUAAAGAGGAUAUUUACUGUUUAUUCUUUUGUUGUUUUUAAAAAUGAAAUGCAAAAAGAGAAUGUUUGCCACUUUUUUCUUUUAUUAAAAAUUGUAAAUAAAUUAAAUAUUAUUAUUGUUUUUUUUUCUCGUUUUAAUUUUUCUUUAAAAAUUACCGUUUACUUGUUCUGGAAAAAAAGAUGAAAAAAAAUUUUAAAUAAGAAUUUUUCAUUUUUUCCCCCCGUUUUUUAAAAACAUUUCAGAAGUAAAAAAUAGAAUAUAUACUAUUUGUUUUUUGUUUUUUUAAAUUCAUAGAUGAAAGAAUGUUAACCCCCUCUUACAAAAAUAUUUAAAGACAAAUACAAAUUUAUGUCAUAUACAGCAAAUUAAAAUUAAUAAUACCAAAUAAAAACUAACAAAGACUAAAAAUUUCACGUAUAAUUUUACUUAAAAUUGUUAAGUUUGAUAUUAAUCAGUUUUUUUGAGGGGGCAGUAAGAAAAUAGAACCUUGCUCAAAAUUCAUGUAUCAAAUAUAACACGUAUGCACACAUAGGGAUGAAAAGGCUUGUCUUUUUUUUUUAAAUUAAAAAUGUAAAAUUGUGUUUUAGUUCACUGCCAACCCUCCCACUUCAAAAUGGAAAAAAAAAAUAUUGACAUCAGUUUAAAAGUAUAUACAUAAAGCAUUGGAGGGAUACAUAAAAAAGUUCUAAAUUAAUAAAAGAAAAUUAAAAAACCGCUAAUAUU
Molecule: messenger RNA, 3295 nt
Organism: Corythoichthys intestinalis (scribbled pipefish)
Lineage: Eukaryota; Metazoa; Chordata; Actinopteri; Syngnathiformes; Syngnathidae
Gene: klhl2
Product: kelch-like family member 2
Exons: 14
Coding region: 328-2148 (606 amino acids)
Molecular function (GO): protein binding
Source: RefSeq, a predicted model, not a curated record